CACUGAUUGGCAUUGAUAGGUGGCACUGAUUGGCAUUGAUAGGUGGCACUGACUGGCACUGAUGGGUUACACUGAAAGGCAGCUCAGAUGGGCACUGAUAUGUGGCAUUGAUGUGGCACUGAUGGGCACUUAAAUGUGGCACUGAUGUGGCACUGAUGGGCACUGGCAGGUGGCAUGGAUGAGCACUAGAGCUGGCACUGAUGGACACUGACAGGUGGCGCUGCUGGGGCUACACAGAUCAUCAGGGCACACUGAUCAUCAGUGCUCAGAUGAUCUCUGUCAGCGUGACAGCUCGUGGGGAGAGAAAUGCCGAUAACCGGUAUUUCCCUAUUUACAUGUGAUCAGCUGUG
Molecule: messenger RNA, 350 nt
Organism: Staurois parvus
Lineage: Eukaryota; Metazoa; Chordata; Amphibia; Anura; Ranidae
Source: the annotation of a GenBank genome assembly